Messenger RNA from Ixodes scapularis (black-legged tick), 1594 nucleotides. RefSeq lists its product as uncharacterized. Lineage: Eukaryota; Metazoa; Arthropoda; Arachnida; Ixodida; Ixodidae. The record is from RefSeq and is a predicted model, not a curated record. Gene Ontology annotation, molecular function: protein binding. Bases 127 to 1386 code for a protein of 419 amino acids. The transcript has 3 exons.
GCGCGUUUUGCAGCAUUUUUGAGUCGAGUUGACUGUUGUUCAUUGCAUCGUUCGCUCGUGUAGGUGAUUGACGUCGUUAAUCCUGGUAUAAGAGUGUUCACUUCACAGCUUUGUAGACUGCAUUCCAUGCCUGCCAUCAACGGAACAGGCAACGGUUCCCAACUGGAAAUGGCAUCCUUCAGGGUUGCCGGGUGCUCCGACGCCCUCGACUGGAGGCCAAUGCUGUUCCAAGAACCCAUCAUUGCGCAGAGAGCCUGUGCCCUGUGCGGCGUCGUGUACAAGAAAGCAGUCAGGCUUCCCUGCGUACACACACUGUGCACAAAGUGCCAUGCUGAGUGCGUCGAACGAGGAAGCGCUUGUCCCGUCGACCAGAAACCGUUCUGCGAAGAUGACGUUGAAGAGCUGGACGUCUCUCCCAAGUAUCUCCUGAACCGUACGGUUGCCUGCUGGAAUGCACCUAAAGGCUGCAACUUCAUUGGCACUGCAGCCAGCCUGUUGGACCACUACAAGGAGUGCGGCUUCAGCGUCGUGCCUUGCUGCCUGUGCCGCUCUUCAGUGUUUCAGUGUGACAUUUUGGAGCACUUCAAGAGUGGAUGCAGCAUUCGCGGAGCAAAGUGUGUGCCUCCCGACAACCUUGCCACAGGAGACCUCAAGGACGUCGGCAGUGCUUGUCUCGAGAUGAAGAGAGCCACGGGAAAGAUCUCCGAGGACCUCAUGUCGCUGCAGACCAGCCUGAACCGGUGCAGCGAAGACGUCAGGGCGGAGGGUGCAAGAUGCAAGGGCCAAUUGGAGGCUGAGGCUUCCAAGCUUGCUGAACAGCUCAACAGCCUUAACACUGUCUGCACCACUGGUUUUGCCAAAGAACUGCAGGUUCUUCAGGCAGCGAUGGCAGACUACAAAGACCAUGUGAGCAAGCAGCUGCGUUUGCGAAGCAGUUGUAAGCCUGUGAGGGUCCACUGGUUCAUUGAGGGGUGGGCAGACCUAAAGAAGAAAGCACUUGAGGUGGGGUUGCAUUCGUUAAAUAGUCCCACAAUGACCAUUUACGGUUAUAGUGUCUCCCAAGUUUUUAAACUUUGUCUAAAGGAAGGUAACGACCGGAUUGGGUGCUUCAUGCGGAUACACCCCGGGAAACAGGACCUGGAGCUGGAAUGGCCCUUUCGCAAGGUUUACAGGGUUGGUGUCAUUCACCCCAAAGACCAAUCAAAUGUGAUUUCAUGCACGGUAAAUCCUGGUAACGGUGAAGAUGAACACCAGCAAUGCUACCUGAGGCCCAAAGAAAACCCAAAUGUUGCAUGUGGAGCAGACCUGACAACAGCCGAGAAGCUUGAAACGGGUGGGUUUGUACAAAGCAAUACGCUCCACGUGUUCUUAGAGGUAGAGCCCUAAUCUCUCCAUAUUUGCCAUACCCUAAUUAGGGUUAAGCAGGUACUGGUUUGUUUAGCUUUGCAACAUGAACUUUUAACUUUUUUGAGAGCCCGCUAUAGGAAAAGCAUUGUGACUGUUUUACUUUCCUUGUGCGUAACAUUACAGUGUGCUGUUUAGAAAAAUGUUGCUUUGUGAGGUGGUGUUUUAACUUGAAUUAACCAUGUUAGUU